Etheostoma spectabile (orangethroat darter) is the source of this 3668-nucleotide messenger RNA. It is a transcript of the gene krt222, whose product is annotated as keratin 222. The transcript has 12 exons. Lineage: Eukaryota; Metazoa; Chordata; Actinopteri; Perciformes; Percidae. The record is from RefSeq and is a predicted model, not a curated record. The coding region runs from base 603 to 2213 and encodes 536 amino acids.
GAGAGAGAGAGAGACCUUGGAUCUUUGUGGGCGUAACAUGACAUCUAGAAACAGGCUCGGUGGCAUUCCCUGUUUGCGGUCAACCGCAGAAAUGAGAACAGGGCCAGCUGCGACGCCCUGACAGGUGGCCACCUUGCUGAGAGGGUGUGGGAGUGUGAUUAUGCUUGUGUUGCUGCCUGUUUGAAAGCAGCUCAGUAAUCCUGGAUCAGAGAGGACAAAGAGCCCCUGAGUGCUGGUGAUGUAAGCACUGUGUCCAGUGCUUACCCCGCUGCUCUCCCCUCUCCCACAUGCUGCCUAGUGGGGGGUGAGGUGGGACAGGGAGGAACGUCCCUGUUGUCGGGUCACCCUGAAGACUACAGACUGACACGCGAGCGGUGAUGCUGGCAGGCUAACAGCAGCCUGUCUGCUCUGUCUCAGGGGCCUGCUGCUGAUGACCCAGGACACAGUGGGAAGGAGAAAGUGUUGACCAGAUCGCUAUAGAGGAAUGUAGCUAAGCUUUGGGGAGUGGCGGAUCAGCUCAGUGUGACCAGGAGAACCGACUCGGGGACUUUUGCUGCCUUGUUGCUACUUCACCUAUUCGUGGAAGUUGCGAUAGGGUCUCCAUGGACUUGCUGCAGGACUCCAGUCACACCAUGUGGGGUCUGAAUGCCCGCUUGAAGGGCUUCCUGGAGCAGGUGAACAGGCUGCAGGAGGCCAACCAGCACCUGGAGGCUCAGAUAGCCGACUGGGGCGUCAGGAGCGCCUCACGCUCCCAGGACUGGUCCCAGCAGGAACAGACUGUCAAGGAGCUGCGUGUCCAGGUUGGUAACCUUCUGAUGGAGAAUGCCCAGCUGGCAUUACAGUCUGACAGCAUGAAAUCCAGAGCUGCUGCCGUCCAGGCCAGGUGUGAGAUGGAGGAGAGGAACACCAGGCGUCUGGAGCAACAGGUGGCUCUGCUCCGGGAGUCAAAGAGGAAUGCAGAGCAGAGCAGUGUGACGCUGCAGGCAGACCUUCGCCACUCCAUGACGGACCUGCAGUGGAUGCACCAGGAGUUUCAGGCAGCCCGGGCUUUAGAGCUGCAGCGUGCCAGCUCCUGUGAUGCUCUGUUAGCGACGGCCGCAGCAGCAGCAGCAGCAGGAGGGGAGGAGGAGGAGGAUGGCACAGGGAUGGAGCUCACCCAGCUCCUCGACCGAAUCAGAGCGCAGUGCGACCAGGGCAGACUCCCCGGCCUGGGAGAGAGAGUCCUCGGCUUGGGUGCCGUGGCACAUCCACUCCCCGGCUCGGCAGGACCGAGCUGCUCUGGAGCUGCAUCCGCAGCAUCCAGAUCACACGGAAGAGUUCUCAGUGAGGAAGAGGCAGCGUGGACGCAGGUGAGCCUGGGCGGCGCCGCCCUGAGGGAGGCUCGAGCCGAGCUGGCCGAGGCCCGGAGGCAGUGGAACUCCCUGCAGGUGGAGAUCGAGACUCUACAUGCCUUGGAGAAAGGCCUGGAGAGCUCCCUGCAGAACACCCAGCGGCUGUACUCCAGCCAGCUGCAGGACCUUUCCCAGGUGAUCGGCGGGCUGGAGGGCGAGCUGGAGCAGGUAAGGAGCGGCCUGGCAACCCAGCGCCAUCGCCACAGCCAGCUCCUCAACACCAAGAUGAGGCUGGAGCGGGAGAUCGCCACUUACCGGCGUCUGCUGGAGCGCGAGGAGGGCAGGUGCAUGGGCCGUACUAGGCAGCAAAUGAGUCUGCGGUCCUGGAGGUCUUUCACGGAGGAGCCGAAGGAGAACGGGCUAGAGAACGGCUUCAGUGACCCUGCUGUCACUCCGGACGAACCCAAGUCUGAGCCCCUGCCAGAAAUACCUUCGCUCCUCCCAGCAGACAGUGGGCUAAAGAAAAGCAUACUGCAUAGACAGCAGAGCCUUGUGAUACUCACAGAGCCGGAGCAAGAGAAAUACUUGCCACUCUCCACGGUGAAGACUCAGGAGAUACUUCAGGGCAAUGUGGUGCGUGAGAGUGCAGAGGGUCAUGGCACCAUUGAGACGGAGAACUUUGACAAGGUGGUGAAGCAGUGGGAGGGCUCCUUCUUCAGAGGGAAUCCCAAGCUGCGGAAGAAGUCGGUGUCGCUGCGCUUCGACCUGCACAUGGCUGCGGCGGACGAGGGCUGUGGCCAGACCAAACAGGACAGCCUCCCCGACGUGGAGGUGUGUCUGAUCAUGAAGAGAUCGCGCAGCAUCCCGACCAUCACACAGUAACCCUCGCUGCUGUCGCGGGAUGGUUGGAGUUCCAGAAACAUCAGCUGUGUCACCGACAUCUGGGGUAUUACCAUCCAUUGCCGUUAACGCGCUUCAUGUGGGUUUUCAAAUCACAACAUUCGUUGAACUUUUGCAUUUUUUGCAACUUUGCAACUGACGACUGAAACUGGAGAUUCCGCUCAUCAAAUCUCGACUUCUGGCAGGAUAAGCAUUUCCCAUCAGGCUAUUGGGCUGAUCUAAGGGGGACAUUUUUUUUUUUAUAGUAUCAGAAAACCACAUUAAUAUAUAUCAGAACUACAUUCAUUACCUUACAGAGGAUUACAAUUUAAUGUGUAAACAUAUUUCCUUUUUUAUCAUUCUAGAUGAGGAGAAAGUGGCUCCCAAUGUUUCAGUAGAAGGUCACUGGACCAUAGAGAUUAUAUCGACCACACACACAUGACUACAGCCUUUAGUUCUAAUUAGCACUUGGUAUAGGAGGCUGAGGGCACAAACAGAUGGAGAUAAAAGAAGGAGUGGAGUCACAGAUGACUAUGAGCUGCUGUGAACUAUCUAAAGGUGGAUUUCUUUUUUUCUUUAAGAGACUGUAAGGACAUUAUUAGGGGGAGGGGGGUGCAGAAAAGUAGGAGAAUUUUUUUUUUUAUUAAUUGAAUGUUAUCUCUUCAGUUAGCACCCUGAUUUGUCACUAUUCAGCAAGUAGGACACAUUAUUUUGUUAUGCUUGUCAUAUGUUUGAAGCACACAAUCCUACAAUUUUUGUGCACUUUUAAUUAUUUGCAACAAUUCAAUAGAGCUUAAUCACUUUUGUGUGCGUGUUCACCCUCCACCACCCUAAUCAUUUCCCUAAAGUGUCUAAAUGCUUGCACUGCACACACAUACAGCACUUAGAAGAACAUUAGCACUGAGAGAUAUCCAGAUUGUGUGUACUUUAAGGGUCUUCUGUCGUUGCAGUUCAUUAUAUUCUCUCUUUGUGGAGAAAAAAAACAACAACCUUGCAACACAAACUGAUAAUGUAGCUACGUUUUUAUUAUUGCAAAAAAACAACAACUGCUCACUGUGAUCUUACCAGCAGUGAAGUUUAACAUCCACCAUGUCUCAGAGGAUUUAAAUUCCCUGUCUUAACCAGAGGAGGGCAGUAUUUGUACAUAGUUAACACUGCAGUGUAUCUUCAACGCUCAACUAGGGGUGUGUAGCACGUGCUAUCUGUUACACCUUAGAUUAAGAGUUUUUACGCUAAGUUUUUUAGUUGGCACCAAAUAAAAUAAAACUAAGAAAAGGACCAUUGUGCAUUGCAUUUGGGGUGGCUCGGAAUGUAUUGAGAAUAUUUAAAGAUUAUCUAUGCAGUUCUGUGCUCGGUUUUGCUUUGCUUCAUGAAGAACACUUCAUUUUGGGAGCUCCAUAACUCCGGAAUGAGGCAUUAUGCUUUUAUCUAAUAAUUUAUCAUUUGAAAAUAAAAAUA